Molecule: messenger RNA, 4119 nt
Organism: Pocillopora verrucosa
Lineage: Eukaryota; Metazoa; Cnidaria; Anthozoa; Scleractinia; Pocilloporidae
Product: serine/arginine repetitive matrix protein 2-like
Cellular component (GO): nucleus
Source: RefSeq, a predicted model, not a curated record
CGCAAAACGUGAAGUUUGCCAUGUUGUAUCAUUUCUUUAACUUUUCUUGUAAUGUGUUACUAAAACAGCUGAAAUUUUGAAAAAUGUACAACAACAUCGGUUUGCAGACUGCCCGUGGGUCAGGCACGAACGGCUAUGUGCAAAGGAACUUGUCUCUUCUUCGUAGUAGGAAGGAUAAAAUCGAGUACCACACUAAUGAGGAUCUUGCCAAAUUGGAACAAAUGAACACGAAAAAACCAAAUCAAGAGAUCUUAGAGCACGAAAGGAAACGACAGAUUGAGCUUAAGUGUAUCGAGCUACAAGAAGUAAUGGAAGAACAAGGAUAUAAUGACAGUGAAAUAGAAACCAAGGUUGAAGAGUUGCGCUGCAUUCUCUCUGAACAAUCAGGCAUUGGGUCCAAGAACAACAAAGAAGGAAAGCCCACUGUUACAGAAACACAUCAGAUGGCAGAAGCUAAUGAGCAGAAGAAUGCUAAACUGAAAGAAGCUCUUGGAAUUAAAGAGGAUUACAAAGAUGGCUCGUCAUUUGAUCAAGAACUGAAGGCAGCUCAAAGAGCUUCUGAGCAGUCAGCCAAGGCAGCAAAACAAAAAGAGCUGGAGAAGCAGAGAGAGAAGGAGCAAAGUAGAAGAGCAAAGGAGGAAUCGCCACCAAAGAAGAAAAAGAGAAAGCGUACUCCUGUGUCUGAGUCUUCAGAUGAGAGGAGUCGCUCAGACAGUUCUGAGAACAAGUCUGAGAGGGAGUCCUCACCAGUCAGACGCAAAAAAAAGAAAAAGCGCAAAGAAAGGACACCAGAAGAAAGUUCUUCAGAGUCUGAGUCAGACAGUCGAAAAUCAAGAAAGAAGAGGAGAGACAAAGAUAGAAGCGAUGAUGGUCGCAAACGUUCCCGUAAAGCUGAGAGCCCAGAUAAAAACCGCAAGUCUCGAAAGAAAGACAAGGAAGAAAAAGCAGCCAAGCAAAAGGAGAGACACGUCAGUUCAGAGGAUGAAAAGCCACGAAGAAGACAAAGAAAAGAUUCAGAAAGUAGUUCAGAGAGUGAAAGCCCUCCAAGGCGUGACAAGAGGAAGCAACAGAGAAAGGAUAAAACAAAAAGAAAUGACCAUCGUAGUCCAUCAACGGACAAAGAAAAUGUCCCAAGACUCCAACGCAAUAGAUCCCCGUCUCCAGAUAAUUCCUCCCCUGAAAAAGUUAAAUCUCGUCGACAGCAACAUCUUGACAAGUCUGAUACGAGAAGAGAAAGGAAAAUGCGAGAUGAACAUGAAAAUCGACAAAAUGAAGAACGUGUGAGACAAGAACGUGACCGCGAGGAACGUGACGAUCGUGCGCGUUACGAUCGAUCACGUGCAGAACGGGAUCACUCACCCGAUGAUCGCGUGCGCGGGGAGCGUGUAAGGCUACGUCGUAGUGGAAAUGGAGAUCGACAAUCUCCAGAGAAAGAUCGGUCAUUGUCUGAGAAUGGUGUUCGUGAAAGGCAGCAGCGUCGUGUUGAUCGGUCGAGCUCUGCAGAAAAAUCAUCUGAGGUAAGAAAGAAGAGAAAGCAGCGGGACGCACGAAGCUCUUCUGAAGAACGGUCGGAAGGACGACGUGAACCUGAUGAAGAAAGGCCUGAAACAAGGCGUCGAAAGUCGAGUCCCAUCCCUGAGCAGUCAAGAAUCACAACCAGGAAGGAAGAUUCUCGUGAGAGAGAAGAAAACCGUCGACCACAACAGAGGGAAAACUUUAACUCCAGAAAUGGCGACAGCAAGGCGAGUGGCCGAAUGCGACGUGAUAUUACUCCCGAGGACAGAAACCGGCGACGUAGUUCAUCAAGAGAAGAUAGAAGGAAUCGAAAAAAACAGUCGCCUUCUCCUGACGAUAGGCAGCGCGUAGAAGGUAUACGAAGAAGCCGCAACCAAGAGCGCUCUGAGAGUCCUCCGAAAGAGACCCGACGGAGGACCAGACAGUCUGCAUCGCCAUCUCCUGAUGCAAGGAGGCAAAGAGGAAGGUUACCCAGCGAGUCUCCUCCUCCUCCUCCACCAAAAGUGGCUGCUAGCAAGAAGAAAGAAGUACCAAGUGAUAGCCAAAAGAAAGUGAAACGAACGACAAAGAGUAAGGCCCAAGAGAAACGGUCCAGUUCAGAAGAGAGUUCUUCUAGUAGUUCGUCCGAAUCUGCGUCAGAGUCCGAGGACGGAUCAUCGCAUAGCAGCCGUGUGUCACCUGUGCUGACCAAGCACAAGUCAUCGCCUGAUACAAGUGAACAAAGAACUCAAAAGAAGAGGCCUUCUCCGUCACCUCGCCGUGCUAGUCCCAGUCCUUCACCCGUGAAACAAUCCAGGCGGUCUUCAGAUAAAGCUGCACCUCCAAGACGACGAAAACCUAGUAGAACCCCAAGCCCACCGCCUGCGCGUCGAAGGUCCCCAGCGAGUCCACCCCCAGCACGUAGGGUAUCUCGAAGCCCACCCCCAGUACGUAGAAGGUCGUCCCCGAGCCCGCCCCCUGUAAGGAGAAGGCUGUCUCCAAGUCCUCUUCGUUCUAAGCCUAUGAGACGAAACCGAAGUAGAAGUAGAUCGGAAGAAAGAUCAAGAAGAGAUCGAUCAGUGAGCCCCAAAUCUGCGAGGAGGCGUAGUCAAAGCCCAAGGCAUUCGCCUUCCCCUGCUUUACAACCUCGGCGGCGGCGUCCUUCUAGAAGUGUAACUCCCCCAAGACCCACCAGAAAGCCCAGUUCGUCACCUCCUCGAAGUCAACCUGCACGAGGCUCCAAUCAGCGCCGAAGAAGAAGCGUCAGUCGCAGUCCUCGGCGUUCCCCACCUACCCAGUUCCGCAGGCGUCGACCUUCUAGAAGCCUGAGCCCACCAAAACCCAAAAGAAGCCCAAGCCCUAUCAGAAGGCGCAGGUCAAGAAGCCCGGCUCCUGCUGGAGGCUCUUAUCGGCGUCAAAGUAGAAGCCCUUCGAGAAGCCCAAGUCGUGGUCCAAGGCGCUCUCCGCCCAAGCAAACGCGGAAGCGUAGACAGUCCAGAAGUGUAACCCCGCCAAGAAAUCGACCGGCGCCAAAAAAAUCUCCUGCUCGAGAUAGUCCUGUUCAAAGGCGCAGCCGAACUCCUAGUGCGUCGCCUGUUCGUAGAAAGGACAAAGUGACGGAACACGAGUCAUCUCCUGUUCAGGCAAGAGGUCGAGAUACACGUGAAUCGGCGGAGAGGAGUAGCCAGGAACCUCCGCGUAAAAGAGUGGCUCAAGAGAAAAACCAGAAGAUUGAGGUGGCGAAGCCAAGUAAAACGAAAAACGCAGAAAGCCGAUCCCGGAAGAAAAGCAGUAGCGAAAGUGGAAGCGAAAGUAGCUCAGAAAGCCAGAGUAGUGACAGUGAAAGUAGUGAAGACAGUAGUAGUGGAUCGAGCAGCAGUGACGAGGAGUCUGGGUCCAACAGCAGUAGUUCCUCUGACGUUAAGCAAAGGCGAUAAGCGGUGGUUUCGUUCAAAGGGGUUGAACAUGCAGCUUAUGUUAACCAAUAGACAGGUGGCACAUAGAGUAUGCACAGUUGUAAUUAAGGCAGUUUUUUUUGCCGUUGACUGUUUCUCUCUCAGAUAGUUUUUUAUCCUACGUGUGGAUUCGUUACUUUCGUAGACAAAGUUGCCGGGAAAUUUGACCGAGCUGACCCCACCUUUUACGGAGAACCUUGUGCUGUUCUCUGAUUGGACAAUUUGGAAUUCCGAACGAAGCUUUACUUGUUCGGCUCUCUGUUAGUGAAUUUACUUUUAAACAGUUGGUAGUUACCUCGAAUUUUGCGAUGUUUACUAGGAUUAAGUCUGAGUUUUACUUUGGGAAUAUCGCAACAUUGAUAAUUUACUAGCUUCCCCUGUUUUUUUCCUUGUUUUGAAAUGAAUGUCAGCAGACAUCCCCAGAGAACAGACCCUUAGUUGAGAAACUUACCAAAAUGGGUUGUAACAGUACUUUGAUGUGAACUAGAGUCUUUCCUGAGGCAACUAGAAUACUGGCAAAAAGCAGAUUUCGACUUCAUCAAAAGGAAUUGAAACGAAAGCUUAAGCUUUUACACGAUUUUUUUACUGUAUAUGGAAUAUCCGAGAGCCACUCCUGUUAGAAAAUCCGUACUCUUAGAAUCAUAGCGAAAUAAACAGUGUUUUUCACUUG